AUGCCCUGGAUGCAUUGCUCCACGCCGUGCUGGCUGGUGCAGUACUGCCAGUGCGCCGACUGGCGCGCAGGGUCCGCGUCGCCGGGCGUGGCACGGGUGGCUCGAGAGGCGCGGCUGUCGGUCAACCCCGCGGCGCAUGGGCGCCGCGGAAGCUGCUCGACAGGCUGCGGGCAUCGCUGCGGCAAAAAGCACCCGCCCUCUGCUUUGCUUUCGCCCGCGUUUUACAACAACUUUCGACGGAACGGGGCGCCCAACACGUGCCCGGAUUACUGUGCCUUCCCCGGGUGCAGCCUUUCGGUUCGUGAAGGGUCGCCACUACCGGGAGGCGGCGAGGCGAAAUCAGACUCGGUCGAGAGACCCCAGAUUGGCAUCCAUGCCUCUCUGGACAGGGUGGCCCGCCACAACGACCCCUGGAAUUGCGACUCGCCGCUUUCCUCCCGCUGGUGA
Emiliania huxleyi CCMP1516 is the source of this 447-nucleotide messenger RNA. RefSeq lists its product as hypothetical. NCBI's taxonomy places the organism in Eukaryota, Haptophyta, Isochrysidales, Noelaerhabdaceae. The transcript is spliced from 3 exons. The record is from RefSeq and is a predicted model, not a curated record. Bases 1 to 447 code for a protein of 148 amino acids.